UAGUAUUUUACCUUUGAGUAACUGUCCCCAGCUGCAGUGCUGCAGGCACAUUGUUCCAGGGCCUCUGUGGUGCUCCGAUGCCCCUCACCCACUGUCGAAGAUCCCCGGUGGGCGAGGGGGUAGCAGGGAUCCUUCUCUUUCAGCUCUGAUAUAUAAGGACGAGAAGAUCACUGUUAACCAAGAUGUCCCAGUGCACGAAGGGAAGCCUCAUAUUGUCCACUUCCAGUACAAGGUCACAGAGGUGAAGACCUCCUCCUGGGAUGCAGUGCUCUCUAAUCAGAGCCUCUUUGUGGAAAUCCCUGACGGAUUAUUAGCUGAUGGGAGCAAAGAAGGGCUGUCAGCACUGUUGGAGUUUGCUGAAGAAAAAAUGAAAGUAAACUACGUCUUUAUUUGCUUCAGAAAAAGCAGAGAAGAUAGAGCUCCUCUCCUGAAGACAUUCAGCUUCUUGGGCUUUGAAAUUGUGAGGCCUGGUCACCCCUCUGUCCCGUCGCGGCCAGAUGUGAUGUUCAUGGUGUACCCCCUGGAUCAGAACUCUUCCUCUGAUGAAGAAUAGCUGCAGUGAGGAACUCCAGUGUGACCGGGAAAUGCUGUUGAGGGGAGAAAGGGUUCAAUCUCCUUUCUUGAGGAAAGGGAAAACAAGCUUCUGUUGGACUGAAACUGCAUUUUUCAUUGUUAGAUUGGCCUGUGUAUCCUCAGAGUUGACUAUCUCAUUGAAAUGUGUUGCCUAGAGAACUAUAUAUACACACAUGUAAUCACCAAAUAGUAAAUGGAAGAUGUUUUAUGAACUGGCA
Nestor notabilis (Kea) is the source of this 791-nucleotide messenger RNA. Its product is annotated as ornithine decarboxylase antizyme 2-like. Gene Ontology annotation, molecular function: ornithine decarboxylase inhibitor activity. The record is from RefSeq and is a predicted model, not a curated record. Gene Ontology annotation, biological process: positive regulation of protein catabolic process. Gene Ontology annotation, cellular component: cytoplasm; nucleus. NCBI's taxonomy places the organism in Eukaryota, Metazoa, Chordata, Aves, Psittaciformes, Psittacidae.